GUUGUUGGAUUUAUUUGACAGUUGAGGUUGAGGAACGAAGCGAAAGAGAAACAAACAAACAUCAAAAACAACGAAACAAAUCGAAUUGAAUGAAAUUAUAAAUAAAAAAAGGGUUUUUAGGGUUUUUCAAAUUUCAGAGCGAAAAUGUCUCUAACGAGCGUGAAAAUUUCUGAAGAAGUUUGGUUAACAUGCGCAACUCAUGCAUUUUCUACCGAAACCGAAGAAAUUAUGGGUCUUCUUCUUGGCGAUAUACAGCAUUCGAAAAAUGGGAGUGUGACUGCAUUGAUAUGGGGUGCUUCUCCUCAAACAAGGUCUGAUCGUAGAAAAGAUCGUGUUGAAACUAACCCUGAACAGUUAGCUGCUGCUUCAGCUCUUGCUGAUAGAAUGACUGUUGCAACUGGAAGAACAACAAGGGUGAUUGGUUGGUACCAUUCACAUCCUCAUAUUACUGUUCUGCCUUCGCAUGUUGAUGUGCGGACUCAGGCAAUGUAUCAACUUCUUGAUUCUGGGUUUAUUGGGUUGAUUUUUUCUUGUUACAACGAAGAUGCCAACAAGGUAGGAAGAAUUCAAGUAAUUGCUUUCCAGUCAUCUGAUGGGAAGCAGAAUAACAUGUCAAGACCCAUACCUCUGUCUCCUGUAAAUAAAAGCUCCAUUAUUCAUAUAGAUGCAUCACCAAGUUCCUCAGAGAAUGUAUCAACAAGAUAUGGUUACUUCAAGGAAGAUAGCCCAGAGAAGGACACAGGCGAUUCGAGAAGUACCGGUGCUAGUAAGGUUGGUGGAAGAUCUUCAGAAUUGGGGAAUUUCUUUGCUAAUGCCGAUGCAAGCUAUCUAGGGGGUGUAAAAGAUGGAGAAAACUAUAAUCUCAACAAUUCAGACACCACCAUAGUUGAUGAUCCCAUGGAUAUGUCAGAAAGUAUGCAGGAAGCUAUGCACCGUUCAAAUUUGGACAUGAGUGGUGCAGAGUAUGUAAGAAAAGAAAUUCCCCUUUAUGUGACGCCAUCCAUGUCUCUUAUCAACCUUGAUACACCACUAUCAUCAUACACGGAUCUGCAACAUGUACUAUUUGAAGAGGAGCGGACUGCAUAUAAUCAAGCCAUCUUACAAAAUACAAGGGAUGGGAAAGCGCAUCCACUCGCUUUCAUACACCACACUUCAACUUAUCAGGCUUCCUUGUGCAAGUUGAUUGAAUAUUGUUUAAGUCCUGCAAUAAACGCACUUCAAGAUCGACUGAGAGAGAAUGAAAUUCGGUUAGCAGUUCUGAAUGAAGAAGCCAAGAGUCUGCAGGUGGAGGCGUCUACGUCUAGAGGGAGUGAAGCAAGUUUAGGAUCUCCCCGUCAAGCUGCAUCUCCUCGUCAAGUUGCAUCUCCUAUGCAUCGAGGAAGUUCCUCUCCUGGUCAGAGAAACUCGCAGGGUUCAAGUGAAUCUCUUGGUUCGAAGCGUGUAGCUAGUCCUGGUAGCCGGAGCAGAAGAGGAUAGCAACAUUGAAUUCUCUUUGGAUGUAGUGCUUCAAGCAACAUGGCAAUGAGGAUUAGGGAUUAUUUUUCUAGAACUAUACAUAGAAUGUACAUGAUUAUGGUAUUAGCCUCCGCAAAGUUUGCUAGUUUGAAGAUGAUGAUGCUAAUGAAAUGUUUUGCUAGUUGGAGUCGAUUUUGUGUACAAUGGUGAAUGUUUACUUGGUCAUUUUAUUCUUGGAAGAACAAAUUGAAGUUAUCAAUGACAUUCAUUGUUGGUUUAGAGAUAUGUCAAAUUUAAAGCUGGA
This is a messenger RNA of Trifolium pratense (red clover), 1759 nucleotides long. RefSeq lists its product as uncharacterized. Gene Ontology annotation, cellular component: BRISC complex; BRCA1-A complex. Lineage: Eukaryota; Viridiplantae; Streptophyta; Magnoliopsida; Fabales; Fabaceae. Gene Ontology annotation, biological process: double-strand break repair. The record is from RefSeq and is a predicted model, not a curated record. The transcript is spliced from 10 exons. The coding region runs from base 145 to 1476 and encodes 443 amino acids. Gene Ontology annotation, molecular function: polyubiquitin modification-dependent protein binding; metallopeptidase activity; cysteine-type deubiquitinase activity.